AUGGAUCUCAGUCUAUUUCUGAAUAGCCUCCUAGAGUUUUAUCUGAGCUUCGGCUUAGAAUAUUUAUAUGACAAUCUCAACAUAAUUUCCAUCUUGGUGUUGAGCUUGUUCCUCUUCUUUUUUAUUUUCUUUGUGGGAAUUCCAUCAAUCCCAAACUUCCGGAAAAAUGAACAUACACAAAAGCGUCAUGGCAGAGCCAGGAGGAGGAGGAAAGGUGGGACACAGGAAGGUUUGAACUAUUAUCACAGGAAGGAGGAGGAAAGGGAGCUGAUUUCUUUCCUGAAAAGACCCUCCUUUCAUUGUUCUGGUCCUGUCUCCUGCAGCCCCCUGGGACAGAAUUAUGAUAUCACUCGCUUUCGUCAACUUUUAUGUCCAAACCCCUCCUGUGAGGUGUGUAAUAAUGCAGCUGCUGAAAUUAAUCAGAUUUUCUCAAAGUCUUUGGAAGUUUCUACUCCAUCUGUGUCCCCUGUGGCUUCGAUUGCUCCUGUGACUGAGCCAUCAUUCAGUCAGUCCUCUGCUAUCCCAGGAGUCCCUACAGGAGAACUCGUACGAACUCCUCUGCCUGAGCCUUCCCCACCACCUCCCUCAGUUCUCCCCUUAAAGUCAAGGACCACUUUGGGUAAUUUUGUCUCAUCCUCACCACCGGGUCAAACUCUGCCUCCAGAGCCAAUGGACCAUCCUUCACCCCAACCCAAAGACGUGUUCUCUUCGACCUUGACACAAUAUGAUCUUCAUCAAGGGUUUCUUGCCCUCCGUUCUACAAAGAUCUCUCUUGGGGCAGACCCUGCAGCCAAAUUUAUAGAUCCUAGACACCUCUUAUUUCUCAGCCCUGAUGAACAUGACUCAGCUCAGCAGCACAUACAUCCUAAGACCCGGGAUAAUCAUGUAAAGCAAAAACUUACCCAGUUUUUUUGGGGUCUUCCAUCUCUGCACUGUGAGUCUUUGUCCUCUGCUGUUCAUGCCUCAGGUGACUGUGCAGUAUUCUUUAAUAGCAUUUCAACUCCUUUCACAGGCCAAAAGUCCCCAGGACCUCCUUAUUGCCUAACUCCAUCCUUGCCUGAGGUUCAACCUCAACCCUUGCCUCAAACCCUGCCUCAAUCCCAACACUUAGAUCUUACUCAGAUCCAACCCCAGGCCCACAUUCAAUCCCCACUCCCAAUCCUACCAUCCAGUCCCAUUACCCAGAAGAAGGUCUGUGAAGUGUUUUCCUGCCGACCCAAGAAUGAAUCAGAAUGUCUCACCUCAUCUGAAACUAAGCAUCUGGAAUCAGAUGUGUUGCCAAAGGAACAGGAAAGUUUGAGGGGCUUAACCUCUGUGGUUCAAAGAUCUAAGGCCCAUGUUGCAAUAUCCAUCAAUCCUGUAGAGUUUCCUCUUAAGAGAGAAUUUCGAGAGAAAUUUGAGAGUCACCUUAGAGUGAGGCUCAUUCAAUACCACAAGGGCCAGCCCUGCAGGACCCAUUGGUCUCUCUCACUACUUGAGCCAAAGAGCAACACUAAAUCGGGCGCCUUCAUGCCCCUGAGAGGAAACUCUGACUCUCUUAUUGGAGACAAAGCAGAAAUAGAAAGUACAGCUAAUGACCUGAAUUUUCCUCUCCCUGCCACCUCACUGUUGGUCAAUAAAGAACAUAAGCCCACUUAUAUCCAACUUAAAGUCUCAGAGGAAAUCCAUAAAAUUUUGAAGGCCAAACUGCCUGUUGCAAACACCAUUAGUGGAAGAAAAAGUCAAAGACAUUCUCUGGUAGCGAACAUUCAACCCCCAAAGAUGCCUGCAAGGCGAGCAGGGACCCCACACAUGACUAACAAUAACAUUGUAUCUUCUAAGGACAGAGCAGAAAUAGGACAGGGCUCAAAUGGGGACAAAUCAGAACCUACCUUCAUAGCUAGCGUGUCCAGGGAAAUAGUCAGGGCUGAGGGGUUUAAUGCCAUUCAACCCAAAACAAUUAGCGUUUUCACAACCAGCAAGCCAGGAGUCUCCCAAGGAAUAAACAGAGAAACUACUGUGACCAUUGAAAACCACCAACCAUCUAAAUUAUCAGUUCAAGCUCCUGACUUCACAGAACUUGGAAAACAAGUAAUGGCUGAGUUGAAGGCAAAGUUAGAGAAAAAGCAUAGUCAGGCCCAAGACGAACACAAGGACAUGUCCCAUGACUCAGACAGCUUGACUGACAAAGUUUCCCUGAAGCUGGCUAAGUGUGGGCCCAGUGUGGUCAUGGAAGCCCCCCAGGUGCUGCAUGUCAGGAUGAAGAAGCAGCAGGAGCCAUGGCUUCCUAAGCACAUGCCACGGUCCUGCCAGGAUCAGAAUGUUCCACCAGCUGUACAGAAAUAUAUGAUGCACCCUCCCCCAAACCCUACAGAACCCAAAAAUGAAGAGCUCGGUGCAGGAGAUGCAGGAUUGACAACUUCCCAACCUGGAGGGAAGAAAUUUCCUCCUCAGGGCACAGCUUUAGAGGAGAAGUUUGGGAGCCAGUCUCCCCAGACCCAAUCUCAUAUGGGAGAGGAUCUACCCAAUAGCCUCUUCCUAAGUAAAGUGAAGAACUUUUUAAGACGACUUCAGCCAAAAAUAAAGUGCAACAUUCAAGAAAUCCUCCAGGAAGCAGGAAUCCCCAUGGAUUUGGCACAGAGCAGAGGAGGCCCAGGUAAAAGCACAGGUGCCCUUACUGGGACCAUCAUGCAAGUUCACAGAGUAAUAUCAAAUAUUGGGAAGUUCCCAGAAGAGAAACUGGGGCGCCAGCAGGCAGGAAAUACCACCUCCCCUCAAGAGCCCCUUCCCUCGGCAGCGCAGCCUGGGAAGCCUGUGCAGAAGGAAGCAGUGCAGGCCCAGGCAGAGCCAGGCCAGGGGCAUCCUUCCCACCGCAGAACUCCCGCAAUUAAAAAUGCCAUGUCCAGCCGCCAUGCAGCUAUCUUGGCUGAAAAGGGCUCUAGACAUACCAUAAACAAGGACAAACACCCCCAAAACGUGGCAUUAAAGCCACAUCAGAAUGACCCCCAAUCUGUGCUCCUCAAGGGGACUGUGCCUCCUCCAAGUCCCACCUGCAGGCCUCAAGCCACCAAGGGGCCUCUUUCUGUUCCCACCACUGCUGGAGGCAAUGCGUUCAGACAUCAACCUCAACAAUUUAGACACACGAUGCUUCUCAAAAACUUCCAGGGGGAACCAUUUCCCACCCCCAGAUAA
This is a messenger RNA of Pipistrellus nathusii (Nathusius's pipistrelle), 3171 nucleotides long. NCBI's taxonomy places the organism in Eukaryota, Metazoa, Chordata, Mammalia, Chiroptera, Vespertilionidae. The record is from the annotation of a GenBank genome assembly.